Molecule: messenger RNA, 3510 nt
Organism: Babesia ovata
Lineage: Eukaryota; Apicomplexa; Aconoidasida; Piroplasmida; Babesiidae
Product: DNA-directed RNA polymerase III
Exons: 1
Coding region: 1-3510 (1169 amino acids)
Biological process (GO): DNA-templated transcription
Cellular component (GO): RNA polymerase III complex
Molecular function (GO): DNA-directed RNA polymerase activity; DNA binding; ribonucleoside binding
Source: RefSeq, a predicted model, not a curated record
AUGAAGACGAAACGCGAGGUAAGCUUUGCAGAGGUUGACGAAGUCCGCCACAUGUCUGUGGCCCAGGACGCAGCUGCGGUGGGCGAUAUCAAGGACAAAUGGCGCAUUCUGCCUUGCUACAUGGGUAUGCGCGGAAUCGCACGCCAGCACAUAAACUCGUACAACAACUUUGUGCAACGCGAGAUCAAGGAGAUCGUGAACGCGCCCAGCAACAAGAUGCUGAAGAGCGAUGCGUGCAAGAAGUUCUACAUCGAGUUUAUAGACAUCAAAGUCGGCGAGCCGUACAUGUCCGAGAACAACAUCAAACCCAUCCUGCUGACUCCCCAGCUGUGUCGCAUGCGUGAUAUCACGUACAGCGCGCCCAUGUACGCGGAUGUGGAGUACUACAACGGUGAGGGUGUCGCCUCAAAGCGGGUGGAAAUCGGCAGGCUGCCCGUUAUGCUGCGCAGCUGCGUCUGCGCACUGACUGGGGGUGAGCGUAACGGCGGGAACGUAGACAACUUUGAGAUGUCGUCACGCCUUGGUGAAUGCCCGUACGAUCCUGGCGGUUACUUUAUUAUCAAGGGCGUAGAGAAGGUUAUUUUAAUGCAGGAGCAACUUUCCAAAUGUCGCGUCAUCGUUGAGACCGACGUAAAGAAGAACAUUUGUGCCACGGUCACCUCGGCCACCGCCGAAUCCAAGAGUAGGACUGCAGUGGUCUACAAAAACCAGAAGCUUUACGUGCGCCACAACAGUUUCACUGACGACGUUUCGCUCUGUAUUAUCCUCAGAGCCAUGGGCGUCACGACUGACCAGGAAAUUGCUCAGUUGAUAGGCACCGCAGGAGCACGUGACUUCUUACCUACAGGGGGAGACUACAUCCUGUCGCUGCAGGAUCUGUACAACGAGGGUAUUAACUCGCGCAUGGACGCACUGCUUUACGUGGGCCGCAAGGUUAGGCCUCGCCAGCUGGCAAAGGGAUUCUUCACGAGUUCGAAGGAGCGCACCCCGAAAACAAACCAGAACCUCAUCGAGGACACCCAUGACAUUUUGACUCGCGUGCUGUUGUCGCAUAUACCCAUGCGGAAUUGCCGGGAUUUCACUGGAAAGAUCAAGAGUCUAUGUCUAAUGGCCAGGCGUGUCCUCUCGGUAGCCAGUGGAAAGGAGCCGAUGGACGACAAAGACCAUUACGGCAACAAGCGUCUGGAACUUGCAGGACAGCUUAUUUCGAUCCUUUUUGAGGAUCUCUUCAAAGCGUUCUUGAGUCAACUGAAGAAGCAGAUAGACGCCACUCUAACGCGCCACUACGAGAUUGUAUCUAAUUGCUAUGGAGGAAAACAGAUUAAGUACCCGGACUGUUUGGUUAGUCUGCCCACCGACAUUAUUACCCGUGGUAUGCAAGCCACCAUAUCUACUGGCAACUGGAACAUCAAGCGUUUCCGUAUCGAACGCAGCGGCGUAUCGCAGAUUCUAUCUCGUCUGUCGUACAUUUCAUGCCUUGGGAUGAUGACCAAGACGAAUUCGCAGUUUGAGAAGGGCCGUAAGGUGAGCAAGCCCCGUGCUUUGCAGCCUUCGCAGUUCGGUCUGAUCUGCCCUUGUGACACCCCUGAAGGUGAGAGUUGUGGCCUUGUGAAGAACUUGAGUCUGAUGAACCACGUGACUACUGACGGGGAUAUCGAGCGUCUGGUCGAGUUGAUAUACUGGUUGGGUGUCGAGUCCGCUGACUCCUUGCCAGCAAGGGACGCUUUCGACGACGAGAGGAAUAUGACGGUGUUUUUGAACGGUAUCAUUCUGGGUGUACACCAGAACGGUGAGGAGCUGAUCCGCAACGUGGUUGCCUUGCGUCGUCGUGGACAGAUCAGUGCAUUCGUAUCUGUGUUCCAAAACUAUGAGCAGCGCCAGGUGCACAUAUCUUCGGACGGUGGUCGUCUAUGUAGGCCGCUUAUUGUGGUAGAGAAUGGUCGGCCUCUUUUGACGUCUCGAAUCCUGAACAGUUUGAUUGCCGGUGAGAUAACGCUGUCGAAACUGUUUGCUUCCGGUAUUUUGGAAUGGAUCGACGUCAACGAGGAGAAUAAUUCCUUGAUUGUGAUGCGUGAGAGUGACAUCACGCCCAAGACCACCCACCUGGAGAUUAGCCCGAUGAGCAUGCUCGGGGUGGUGGCGGGUCUGAUCCCCUUCCCAAACCACAACCAGAGUCCCCGUAACACGUAUCAAUGUGCUAUGGGCAAGCAGUCCAUUGGAAGCAUCGGUUACAACCAGCUGAACCGCUGCGACACAAUUCUGCAUCUAAUGGUUUACCCCCAACGCCCACUCGUGACCACCAAGGCUAUCCAGUUGGUGAACUUCGACAAACUGCCAGCUGGGCAGAAUGUAAUUGUGGCUGUUAUGAGUUACCAGGGGUACGAGAUUGAGGACGCUGUGGUGAUAAACAAGGCGUCCAGUGAGCGUGGUUUCAGCCGUUGUUACUCGCUGCGCCGUAUGACCGUCGAAAUCGACAAGAUCAACUACGCGAUUCCAAGGCCGGGCGCUGCCCCGGCUGGUAUUAAUUCUGUGGAUCUCACCUCAGAGGCACCGGUGGAUGACGUGACCGGCGACAACGUGAUUGGCGUCGGGCAGCUGGUCAACAAGGACGACACCCUGCUGAAGAAAUUGACACAAUCAUCCAACGGAGAGAUCAAAGUAACUCCAGUGAAAUACCACUUCAACCAGCCGGCCUACGUGGAUCGAGUUAUGUGCAUCAGCACCAUCGCCGACAGCGUGUUAUACAAAAUCAUGCUACGUCAAGUGCGGCUGCCUGAAAUCGGCGACAAGUACAGUAGUCGUCACGGGCAGAAAGGUGUUGUCGGUCUGAUCGAAAGCCAGGAGAACCUGCCGUUCAGCGAACAUGGCUGGGUGCCCGAUCUUAUCAUGAACCCGCACGGUUUCCCGUCCCGUAUGACGGUGGGCAAGAUGCUCGAGCUCGUCGCCGCCAAGGCAGCUGUGCUGAACGGCAUUUUCGAAGACGGCACGCCGUUUGAGGCGGAUUCGUUGCCAAGCAUUGAACGCAGUUUGCUGCGCAAGGGUUUCCACCCGGCCGGCAAAGAGAUUCUGUACUCCGGAAUCACCGGAGAACCGUUGGAGACCCUCAUAUUCACCGGACCGAUGUACUACCAGAAGCUGAAGCAUAUGGUAUCAGACAAGAUUCACGCCCGCGCCGUCGGCCCUCGCCAGUCGCUGACGCGCCAGCCCACGGAAGGCCGCUCCAAAGACGGCGGUCUGCGUUUGGGAGAGAUGGAGCGCGACUGUCUUAUCGCUUACGGCGCCAGCGGGCUCCUAGUGGAGCGCCUGAUGCUGAGCAGUGACGUGUUCCAGAUGGAUGUCUGCCACGUCUGUGGCUUCAUCGGAUACGACGGCUGGUGUGCCUAUUGCAAACAGCGCGGCCAGACGGCGUCGGUGUCCAUCCCGUACGCGUGCAAGCUACUGUUCCAGGAGCUCCAGGCGAUGAACAUUCGCCCGAACGUGAUACUUAAGGAGGGAAUGAGCAGCCAUUAG